Messenger RNA from Haemonchus placei, 540 nucleotides. The record is from the annotation of a GenBank genome assembly. NCBI's taxonomy places the organism in Eukaryota, Metazoa, Nematoda, Chromadorea, Rhabditida, Trichostrongylidae.
AUGGCCAACGCAGAAAUCGAAUGUAUCGUCCGUGAUACGAAAGAACUGAUGUUUCAAAUAGGCAGCGGAGACAGGCGACUCGAUGAGAUGAUUCGACGAGUAAACACUGUAAAUGAAAAGAUUGCGUGUAUGCGAGAGUAUCAGAAUAUUAUGAACGCUGUUAAUGCAUAUGCCAUUAACGGAUCACGAAGAACAGUUCUCUUGGAAGAAUUGCAAAGGGAAAACAGGCAGAUUCUAGCCUAUCAUGAAGAAAAUCGAAAUCUUCGAGAAGCUAUCGAUGAAUCGAUGGAAACUCUUGCCAAAGUUAUGGCUCGACACCGUCUUGUUAUGGCUAGAAUGAACAGGUUGUCAAAGCAACCAUCAUUCAAGGAUGUGACUGGCAUAUUUCCUGAUGAUUGCGACAAUACCGCAAGCGACAAGGAGCGGUUCAGAAAACUUGUCACUGAAACAUCAAGCUUCAUGAAAGAAUGCGAAGAUUCUACAUCCGUUGAUCUGCAGAAGUUAUCACAACUGCUACAGGAGAAUCAAGUGCUUCGGUAG